Phaeoacremonium minimum UCRPA7 is the source of this 1584-nucleotide messenger RNA. RefSeq names its product putative dicarboxylic amino acid permease protein. The coding region runs from base 1 to 1584 and encodes 527 amino acids. Gene Ontology annotation, cellular component: membrane. The transcript has 6 exons. NCBI's taxonomy places the organism in Eukaryota, Fungi, Ascomycota, Sordariomycetes, Togniniales, Togniniaceae. Gene Ontology annotation, molecular function: amino acid transmembrane transporter activity. Gene Ontology annotation, biological process: amino acid transmembrane transport. The record is from RefSeq and is a predicted model, not a curated record.
AUGGCCAUCUUCCCGUUUAGAAAGACGAGCAGCGGCGAUGAGAAGACUGGCUCCCCUCAAGAGGAUAUCGCCGUUGCGCAAACCUACGCCGAGCCCGAAGUCGAUGAGGAUCAUGAUGAUCUCCAUCGUGGAAUGAAGCCGCGGCAACUUAUCACACAGAUGGCUAUCGCUGGCGCCAUUGGAACUGGUCUUAUUAUCGGUUCUGGCAAUGCGCUCAAGAAUGGAGGCCCUGCUUCUCUUCUAAUCGGCUACAGCAUCAUGGGCUUUUGCGUCUAUGUCGUUAUGGUUGCCCUCGGCGAGAUGGGCGCAUGGCUUCCCCACAAGAAGUCUUUCUCCGGAUACGCUACCCGCUUUGUUGACCCUGCUCUCGGUUUCGCUACUGGCUGGAACUACUUCUUCAAAUACGUUAUUGUGCUGCCAAACAAUCUCACUGUUACCGGUGUUAUCAUACAGUACUGGCUACCUAAUAUCAACGUAUCGGUCUGGAUUGUCGUAUUUGGCAUUGCAAUUAUUGCUCUGAAUCUCAUUCACGUUAGAUUCUUCGGCGAGGCUGAAUUCUGGAUGUCUCUACUCAAAGCCAUUGUCAUUUGCAUGCUCAUUCUCAUCUGCUUGAUCAUCGCCCUCGGUGGCGGCCCGAACCAUAAGCGAACUGGCUUUCACUACUGGAACGACCCCGGCGCAUUUGUCCUCUACAAGGUCGAAGACCCGGCUUCUCUUGGUCGCUUCCUCGGUGUCUGGGCCUCGAUUGUCCAGGCCACUUUCGCCUACCUCGGUACCGAGCUGGUCGGUGUUGCUUUCGGAGAAACCCCGAACCCACGCAAGAACGUUCCCCGCGCUGUUCGCCAGACACUGCUCCGUAUAUGCUUCUUCUAUAUCGCCGGUGUCAUCGUGCUCGGCAUGGCCGUUCCGUACAAUGCCCCGAAGCUGAUUGACGCCAAGGGAACCAACGGCGCUGCCUCGCCAUUCGUUAUUGCUGCCAACAUCGCUGGAAUCGGCAAGCUCGCCGAUGCCAUCAACGCCUUCCUAUUGGUCUUCACCAUCUCCGCCGCCAAUUCUGACAUCUAUCUCGCUUCUCGUACCGUUUGGGCGCUGGCCAAAGAUCACCAGGCUCCGGCCAUCUUCCACCGGACUAACAAGCACGGUGUGCCGAUUCCUGCUGUUGCUCUGUCCUCGCUCUUCAUCUGCCUAGGCUUCAUGAACGCAACCAAGGAUGCCGGAACUGUCUUCGGCUACUUUGUGUCCCUUGUCACUGUCUUCGGUGCCCUGAACUGGAUUAGCAUCCUAGUGUCUUACCACUUCAUGCUUUGCGGGAUGAAAGCCCAGGGUAUUCCUCGGUCUGUUAUGCCGUACCGCAACCCGCUUCUGCCGUGGGGUGCAUACAUCGCCUUUGUCCUGACGGCUCUCGUCAUCAUCUUCAAUGGUUGGGCAACGUUUAUGCCCUUCACUGUCGACAAGUUCAUUACGAGUUACAUUGGAAUCCCGGUCUACCUGAUCAACAUCUUGUGGUGGAAGAUUUUCAAGAAGACGAAGAUGGUGAACCCUCAUGAGAUGGACUUGCAUACCGGUAGGAGAGAGUGGGAUUAA